UACUUCUAUUUUCUGCAAAAGAAUGAAGAUCUCUCUCGGUCUUUCUUCUUCUUCAUUUUUGUUGUUUUUGUCUAUGGUGACGGUGUCUUGGACUCCAUUGGAAGCUGCCGUUGAACAAUGGCAGCUUCCCGGUGGGGUUUUCGGGCCGGAGAGUAUCGCCUUCGACUGCCAUGGGGAGGGGCCAUACGCCGGGGUCGGAGAUGGCAGAAUCCUUAAGUGGAAAGGUGCCGAUUUGGGUUGGACUCACUUUGCUGUUACCUCGCCCAACAGGGAAGGAAAAGAGUGCGAUGGGCUGCCCGAGACGGAGGUAGUUUGUGGGAGGCCAUUAGGGAUAAAGUUCCAUCCUUCAAGUUGUGAGUUGUACAUAGCAGAUGCCUAUUUUGGUCUUCUUGUUGUAGGACCUCACGGCGGGUUGGCUCACCAACUUGCCUCUUCUGCCCAAGGAGUUCCAUUCCGCUUCACUAAUGCUUUAGACAUCGAUCCUUCAAACGGUGUCGUUUACUUCACCGAUAGCAGCACCUUAUUCCAAAGAAGGGUUUGGUUGUUGUCGAUAAUGAACGGCGACAAAACGGGGAGGCUGCUGAAGUACGACCCAGGCACGAGAAACGUCACCGUUUUGAUGAGCGGGCUGGCGUUCCCAAACGGUGUCGCUUUAAGCAAGGACGGGUCGUUCCUCGUAAUGGCGGAGACGGGGACAAUGCAGAUCCUGAAACUGUGGGUGAAGGGCCCGAAAUCGGGGACGGCGGAGAAAUUGGCGCAGCUGGACAGGUUUCCAGACAACGUAAAGAGGACGGACGGCGGCGAUUUCUGGAUCGCGAUGAACAGCCUCAGAGGGAAGCUGGAGGCGGAGACGUGGCCGGAGCCGGGGCUGGGGGCGGAUCCGGUGGCCGUCAAGAUGGACGGCGGAGGGGCGGUCAAGGCGGUCGUCGACGGGGAGGAGGGGGCGGCGCUGGAUUCUGUGAGCGAGGUUGAGGAGAGAACAGGGAGGCUCUGGAUUGGCUCUGCUGUAAAACCCUAUGUUGGCGUAAUCAUUAAUUGAAAAAUAAAUAAACAAACAAACAAAAACAUUGUUAUUUAUUAUUUCGUGUGCUAUGCUAAUUUUGUGUCAAUUCUGAUUGA
Momordica charantia (bitter melon) is the source of this 1119-nucleotide messenger RNA. Its product is annotated as protein STRICTOSIDINE SYNTHASE-LIKE 10. NCBI's taxonomy places the organism in Eukaryota, Viridiplantae, Streptophyta, Magnoliopsida, Cucurbitales, Cucurbitaceae. The record is from RefSeq and is a predicted model, not a curated record. Gene Ontology annotation, cellular component: endomembrane system. Gene Ontology annotation, molecular function: hydrolase activity.